CGCAAGUACACGCUAGCGCGAGGGAGCAUCUUCAGCAAGGUCUUUUCUAGGCAUAGACACCCUAGUGGGUGGCGUUCUUUCUCCCUAUAGAAUGCUGCCCUGACUACCAUGCUGGUGCAGGAAAUGCCCGGGCACAGCAGGUGCGGAAAGACCUUGCUGCCCCCACCCUGCAGGGCUCUGAAGAUGCUCCUGUGUGCUGGCGUGUACCUGUGCCAGCAGGGCAGCAUUCUCUUACCAUAUAUAUAUAUAUACAUACUAGGUAGAGUGGAUUGCAGAACAUGACAUCGAACCAAUCCCAUCUGUAAGUUUUUUAAUGGUUUACUAUCUAGUGAAAUAAGUUUGUACUUGAUUAUUAAAAAAAUUUGAGUUGGUGAUUCUGCUGAGAAAUUUAUAUCUUGUUGGAUUGUUAUUCAUUCCAACGUCUUCCUUGGAAGAACAAAUUAUGUUGAUCUCUAAUUUCAUGUCAAACUGAUACAAAUGUCAGGAUAAUUGUAUUAAGUUUCAAAGGGAGAAUAUUAUGCUGGGUGAAAUUAAACUAAUUCAGGGUUAACAAUGAAGUCAGGUUAAUUGUUUUUACAAGAGAAAAAAAAAGGGGUGGGGCUAACUGCCUUAAGUUUCAAAGGGAGAACCUUGUUUUGAUGCUGGGUGUACUUUAAAUAAUUCAGAGUAAACAAUGAGAUGCUUUUCAGAUCUUCUGACAUCAAUUGUCCUUUUUUUGUGUACAGAAGGAUGGGAGGGUACCUUCAUCCAUGGGCUGUAAGUGGCUGGUUGCAGCUGAUGUUGAAAGCUUGGCGUGGGAUCCACACACUGAGCAUUCAUUUGUGGUCAGUCUUGAAGAUGGUACAGUUCAAGGUUUUGACAUCUGGGCUGUUGUCGACCGGCUCUGCAGAUAAAAUGGUGAAACUUUGGGAUGUAUCAAACAAUGAACCUUCUUGUGUUGCUUCCCGGAAUCCUAAAGCUACAAUUUAGUCACACAUCGACUAACUGGAAGAGACCGUGAUAGUUGAUAACCUCUAGCACCUCUCUAAUGGACACAAUGCAUUUUAAAGUUGUGAGGGAUAUGCUCUAAAGCAUACAACAUUAUGGCUUGGUGUGGGAUCGAGCGGUAUGCGAUACGUUAUAGUAUAUUUUUAUUGGAAUGUAUUUUUUUAUUUAUUUACCAUAAUAGCGCAGGGAACAAAAAAAAAUGGAGGGGCAAGGGACUUUUUCAUUUGGGAUGUGGGUGAAGAGAAAGGCAGACACAAUGGUAUGUAGAAUGCUAACGUGCCUAACUUUUACCUAUUUUAUUUAUCACAAAAGGGAAAAAGAAGCUUAUACCAA
This is a messenger RNA of Macadamia integrifolia, 1320 nucleotides long. RefSeq lists its product as uncharacterized. Bases 679 to 969 code for a protein of 96 amino acids. NCBI's taxonomy places the organism in Eukaryota, Viridiplantae, Streptophyta, Magnoliopsida, Proteales, Proteaceae. Gene Ontology annotation, molecular function: protein binding. The transcript is spliced from 5 exons. Gene Ontology annotation, biological process: rRNA processing. The record is from RefSeq and is a predicted model, not a curated record. Gene Ontology annotation, cellular component: nucleus.